This is a messenger RNA of Xyrichtys novacula (pearly razorfish), 591 nucleotides long. Lineage: Eukaryota; Metazoa; Chordata; Actinopteri; Labriformes; Labridae. The record is from the annotation of a GenBank genome assembly.
AUGAAUGCUACUGAUGUCCUGCCCUAUGCAGUUGUGGAAGAUAGAGGAUUUCAGAGGUUAAUGGCCAAGGUAGCACAGAAGUAUCCACUGAAAAGUGAGAAAUAUUUCCGCACUCAAUUGAUGGACGAAAUAUAUUCUCAAAUUGCCAGGAGAGUAAAGCAACUCGUUUCAGUGGAAAAUGCAGGAAACAGUAUUGCAUUUACCACAGACUGUUGGUCUGGAGCAGCUGAGGCUCUCAUGAGCGUAACUGCUCAUUUUACUGAUAAUAACUGGGAGAGAGUCCAAGUUGUGCUAAAUGUAAAAGCAAUGUUUGGUUCCAACACAGGAGAAUACAUCAGUGAGACUUUCCUGACCUUACUGAAAGAAUGGGACAUUGACAGACAGCGUGUCCACCUGGUGCUGAGGAACAAUGGUGAAAACAUGGUAAAAGGCAUGAGGCUUGCAGAAUUGCCUGGCAUGAGCUGUUGUGCUCAUACCCUGCAGCUGCUCAUUAAUGACAGUCUCAACUCACAGAGAAUGGUGGGGGACAUACUGGCUAAAUUUAAAAGAAUAGCCACACACUUUCAUCACUCAAUUGUCGCACAGCAAUGA